Molecule: messenger RNA, 954 nt
Organism: Symbiodinium pilosum
Lineage: Eukaryota; Dinophyceae; Suessiales; Symbiodiniaceae
Source: the annotation of a GenBank genome assembly
GAGGCGCUGCCUCUGCCCUUGUUUGCCGUAAUCCAGCUUGAGCGUGCCUUGGAUGCGUGCGAGCCCGGCGACUGGUGGCCGCUUGUUUGCUUUCUCCUGAUGCUAUGGGCUGGUCUUCGUUGGAGCGACGCUCAGCGCCUGGACUUUGAAUCCGUAAUACUGGACGGCGGCUCCAUCUGCGGAUGGAGCUGGAGAACAAAGACCAGUGCAGUCGGGAUGCCAUGGGGCGCCCUUUGCCGUGGGGCAUGUGCGUCCAACUGGGGUAGCCAGUUGGCUUGGGGCAUCUUCCGCGUGCGUGAGAAAGAGGCGGGCCGUGACUAUCUGCUUCGCCAUUUGUCCAGGCCAGCUGGUUACACAGCAGUAGUUGCUAUGUUCCGUCGAUGCCUGGCGUGCUACCUUAGCACCGAAGCAGCCAGCCGGUACACUUUGCAUUCCCUGGAAGUCACCACGCUUUGUUGGGCUGGGCAAUUGGGCAUUGAUGAUGAGAAGAAGGCUGCCCAGGGGCACCACAGGGCUCGCGCAGUUACGCGGUCCGUCGAGAAGUACCGCCGGGACGACGUGUUGCCGCAGCUGGCUUGUCAGGAAGCCAUCCUGCUUGCUAUUUCCAAGGGGUGGGUCCCUCUUGUCCCUGCGCAGCGGGGAGUGCAAAGGUUGGAUGUGGUGCCGGACCACAAUCCUGUCGCUCCGGACGACACGUUUGAGUCUGCGGAAGAUACAGAUGGCCUGGAGGACGCUAGCUCCUGCGCAAGUGACGACAUUGCAGCCUUAGAUAGUGAUGACGAGUCUGCGGAAUUCGAGCCAUUUGAUGGGCCUUGGCUACUCAAUGCUGUGUCGGGUUGGUAUCACAAAGCUGUGCGCUUGGACGAUGAUGCGCCGUCAGAGUGCGGAGUGCUCUGGCAAGGCAAGUGCUGGGGUCGAGCUUGCCGUCCUCAGGCUCGUGGACAUCUAGCAUAG